Sparassis crispa is the source of this 1110-nucleotide messenger RNA. Its product is annotated as cytochrome P450. The transcript has 12 exons. The record is from RefSeq and is a predicted model, not a curated record. NCBI's taxonomy places the organism in Eukaryota, Fungi, Basidiomycota, Agaricomycetes, Polyporales, Sparassidaceae. The coding region runs from base 1 to 1110 and encodes 369 amino acids. Gene Ontology annotation, molecular function: heme binding; iron ion binding; oxidoreductase activity, acting on paired donors, with incorporation or reduction of molecular oxygen.
AUGAAUGGCUGGCCUAUAAGCAGUGGUCGCGCGAAUUCCGAUGUAAUAUAUGUGAACGCCGCCGGUACUCCUGUUAUCGUACUUAACUCUGCUGAGGCGGCGUAUGAUCUUCUGAAGAAGAGGUCCUCCAUUUACUCUGACCGAAUGCGCAUGGCAAUGGUCAACGACCUGAUCGGUGCUAAUUGGUUCUUUACUUUCAUGGGGUAUGGUCAAGAUUGGCGAGUGCGUCGACAGGCGUUUCACCAAGAAUUCCACCCUGCCGCGGCUGUAAAAUAUCGGCCGAGACAAGUGAAGGUUGCCCGCGAGCUCUUGAGGCAUCUUCUGGCCGAUCCGGAUGCAUUCCUGGAGCAUCUUCGCCACAUGUCCGGCGCUUUGAUCAUUAGCGUAGUGUAUGGACUGGACGUGCCGCCAAAAGAUGACCCGUACAUCGCGAUCGCCGAAAAGGCUAACCACGCCCUGAUCAUGGCAGGCAAUGCCGCGCUGACUUUGCUACCCAGUGAAACACAUACCGACAUGGUUUCCCGGGGCCCACUUCAAGCGCCAAGCGUUGGAGUGGAGAAAGCCAAUGACGGACAUGAUACAGGUUCCGUUCCAGCCGUCAAGGAAGCCAUUGCCGACGGUGUAGCCUCCCCUUCCGUGGCCAUGUCGCUACUGAGCAAGUUGAACGAGGAUGACAAUUAUACAGAGUACGAAUACGUUUACCGAGGGGUAGCUGCAGCUGCGUUUUCCGGAGGAGCUGAUACGACUCUGUCCGCCUUGGGUUCGUUCUUCCUCGCAAUGGUCCUCUACCCAGCCGUUCAACGAAAGGCCCAAGAGGAACUCGAUCGCAUCGUGGGGCGAGACCGUCUCCCAGAAUUCUCGGACGAACCUUCGUUGCCGUACGUGACUGCCGUCAUCAGAGAGCUCUUGAGGUGGCGACCGCUAGCUAUUCCUCAUCGCCUCAUGGUGGAAGACGUGUACCGCGGCUACCGGCUUCCUGCUGGUUCGAUGGUCGUGGGCAACGUAUGUUCCGUGCUCGCAUCCUUCGAUAUCAUGAAAGCUGUGGAUGUGGAUGGUAAGGAGAUGGAGCCCACGGGAGAGUACUCUACUGGGAUAAUAAGGUACGUCUAG